UGGGAGGGAUGUGUCCUGGUGGGUGGGGCCGUGCCUCGGGCUGCAUAUGUGUGCUGGUCUCUGACCUCCAGCAACCAAAGGCCAUGGGGAGUCAGAAGCUUGGAGGGUCCAGGGUCUCUGUGCAAACUCCUUAUACGGUCUUGUUGCUGCCACUGGAGACCAACCGUCAGGAUCCUGGAGCAUUGAGCUUCUUCCUUUGGCUUCAAGGGAUGCGUGCCAUAGAGAGAGAGCAGGAUGCCCUGUGGCAGGGGCUGGAGCUAUUGGAAAAGAGCCAGGCCUGGUACAAAGGGAGUCUAAAGGAGGCUCAGAGAUGGCAGCUGCAUCUGGGAAACCUUGGUGAGAAUUUCCAUUCAGAGCCCAGGGCCCCCCUCCUGGCCCAGAUUCAGAAAAUGAACAGCUGCCUGAAGAGUCUGAUACAGGGGAAGGACCUGCAAGGGCAGCAAGAACAUGAGCAGAUGGCCCAGCCUGAGGGGGAAGAAACUAUUCAACUGGGCCAGAUGAAAAGACCAAGGGGUCCCACCCUAGUCUAAGGCCCUCUUCCAUCCCCACUUUGGUGGAUGAGAGAAGAGAUUGCUAGAAAUCCACUACUUCCUCUGUCCCCAUUCUUGUCCAAGUUGAAAUGACUUUGGGUGGCAAAUAUAUAGAUAUUCCUACUUCCUAGGCCUCACAUGAGAGAGAGAAAUAAUUAAAGUUUCUUCUUAAACCCU
Messenger RNA from Phascolarctos cinereus (koala), 707 nucleotides. It is a transcript of the gene SAPCD1, whose product is annotated as suppressor APC domain containing 1. Lineage: Eukaryota; Metazoa; Chordata; Mammalia; Diprotodontia; Phascolarctidae. The record is from RefSeq and is a predicted model, not a curated record.